Molecule: messenger RNA, 522 nt
Organism: Gloeophyllum trabeum ATCC 11539
Lineage: Eukaryota; Fungi; Basidiomycota; Agaricomycetes; Gloeophyllales; Gloeophyllaceae
Product: ribosomal protein S12
Exons: 3
Coding region: 1-522 (173 amino acids)
Biological process (GO): translation
Cellular component (GO): small ribosomal subunit; ribosome
Molecular function (GO): structural constituent of ribosome
Source: RefSeq, a predicted model, not a curated record
AUGUUCGCGGCUUUACGGGCAUGCUCGAGGACGGCUAGGCCGCUACUGGGCGCGGCGGCGAGCUCAUCUUGUCUCAGAACGUCGACCCUCUCGUCGACGCUGCGGGCAAUAUCCGCGGCUCGAUCCUUUCAUGUCUCGUCACCGGCCUUGGUAACGCUCAACCAAGCUAUGCGACGUAAACCCCGUCAGAAGAAAAAGGCUGUGAAGUCGCCUCUGCUGGAAGGAAACCCGCAGCGCAAGGGCGUCGUGUCGCAAGUAAUCAUUGCGAAGCCGAAAAAGCCCAACUCAGCGAAGCGCAAAGUUGCUCGUGUCAAGUUGUCUACGGGCAAGACGGUGCAGGCUUAUAUCAUGGGAGAGGGCCAUAAUCUACAGGAGCAUAGUGUUGUUCUUGUGAGAGGAGGGCGUGCGCAGGAUCUUCCCGGUGUCCGUUACAAGAUUGUCCGAGGUAGCCUCGACUUCGGCGGUGUGGUUGGCAGAGCUACGGCUCGGAGUAAAUACGGAGCCAAGAAACCCAAGUCAUAG